CGCUUUUGCCCUAUCAAGUUUUUGGCGCCGUUGCCGGGGACUGCCAUACCUUAUUUUUGUUGAUUUUUGUGAGUGAACUAUUUUGAUCUGGGUGUUAGUGUGCAAAAGAAUUUUCAGGUUUAUCUUCCUCGUGCAUGCCAAGGAGGACGACCGGCAAUUUACUGCCACUUGAUCCAGAGAUAGAGAGGACCUGCCGACAGAACAGGAAGCAGGUCAAGUUAGGGAAGCAGCCAACCACAACCACAACCACAAAGAUUGAUGCUAAGCUGGAUUCCAAGUUCGAUGCACUCGAACGAAGGCUGGCCAAGAUUGCUCUGGGUAGACAAGAGGAGGUUGUUUCAUGUGAACUUUGCGAGGGUCCUCAUCACAGGGAUAUGUGUCCACUGGGAGCUGCUCAGUUGGAAGAUGUCCAAUACAUCAAUAAUCCGCGAUGUCAAGGCCAGGGUGGUAUGUAUUCAAAUACCUACAACCCUCAAUGGAGACAUCACCCCAAUAUGUCAUGGUCAAACAAUAAUCCAGCUGGUGUUCGAAACAUCCCACCUCCCGGUUUUCAACAGCAGCAGCCUCAACCAGAAAAGAAGCCCCAGCUGGAGGAGUUGAUUUUGGCUCAUAUGCAGAAAACAGACAAUAAUUUCAAGGGCCUGGAUCAAUUUGUCACUCAACAGCUAGCCAUCAACAAUAAUUUACAAUCGUCUAUGCUAGCUAUGGAGAGGCAGAUGGGACAGAUGGCUCAAACUUUGGCAGAUAUGCAAGGCAGGAUUCCUGGGUCAUUACCAGCAAAUACUGAGAGGAAUCCAAAGGACGCCAUGGUUGUAGCCGUCACAUUGAGGAGUGGAAAGGCCUUGGAAGACCCUAGCAGCUCGAAAAAGGCACCAGAGGCAGAAGAGGAAGCACCCGGAGAAAGAUCUUGUGCAGAAAAUGAAGAAUCAGCCUUGCACAGGCAAAAUGAAAGCAGUUUGCCUGUGCAAAAGCAUGCUGCCCGUGUACCUCAAAAAGUGGAAAAAUCGAAGAAUGAAGAGGUAAAACCUUAUGAACCUCCCGCACCAUUCCCUCAAAGGUUAAUGAAGCCCAUGGAAGACCCAAACUUCAAGAAAUUUGUGAAUAUCUUCAAGCAACUUCAGAUUAACAUACCCUUGGCGGAGGCACUUGAACAGAUGCCUACAUAUGCUAAAUUCUUAAGGGAGUUGCUAACAAAGAAGCGGAAAUGGGCUGAUCUAGAGAAGGUAACCCUUACUUCUGAAUGUAGUGCUGUGAUUCAGAAUAAAUUACCAGAAAAGAGGGAUGAUCCGGGAAGCUUCACCAUUCCAUGUGUCAUUGGAGGUACAGAAUUCAAUAAAUCACUUUGUGAUCUUGGAGCAGGAAUUAAUUUGAUGCCACACUCAGUCUACAAGAAAUUGGGAUUGGGAGAUGUUCUUAAGCCUACUCGGAUCACUCUCCAAUUGGCUGAUCGAUCAGUAAAAAUUCCAAAAGGAGUGGUGGAGAAUGUAUUGGUGAAGGUGGGGAAGUUUAUUCUCCCAACAGAUUUUGUAAUUCUGGAGAUGGAAGAUGAUCGGGGAGUGCCUCUAAUUCUCGGCAAACCUUUUCUAGCAACCGGUGAUGCACUCAUCGAUGUUGGGAGAGGCAAGUUGACAUUCCGAGUAGGUAAGGAGGAGGAAAUUUUUAAUGUCUUUCAAGUUGACCAUAAUCAUGAUGAAUUUGAAAGUGGAGCUCGAGAAAGGAAAAAUCCCUCUUCCUGUGAUAGUGGACCAUCCGAAGAACUAUCACCUAUCCUAUCUGCUCAGAUUCUGAAGUCAAAGCAAGGGCAGAAAUCCUUGCCAGAUCACCUCAAGUAUAGAUAUUUGGGUAAGGAUUUCAACCUUCCUGUUAUUAUUCCUUCUUCACUAACAUUGAAACAGGAAGAGUACUUGCUUGAGGCACUGCAAUACCACCUACGCCUCACUAAAGGGUCCAACAUGCCAACUAAGAAGGUCACACCGAAUUUUCGCACACCUGGCCCUGCUGAGGUGACUCAUAUGUUGGAUGGAGGGUAUGCGUUCUAUCAUUGCUCGGGAGGGUAUGCUGGAUACCUUUCCAUACCCAUUGGUUGAAAGCUCCAUGAACGUCAGGCUGAGGACGUUAAACAAGCGCUUCUUGGGAGGCAACCCAAGGUAAGUUUUCUUUUCUUUAUUUUUCUUUUUAGUUGUGUCAAACCCGUACAUGUUUAGAGUAGGAGUUGAACAUUAGGGACAAUGUUCCAUCCUGAGUGUGGGGUGGCGAGUCUUAGUGUUUGUUUGUUCCUUUUGUCAUGUGGUCGGUAAAAAAAAAAAGUAAAAAAAAAUAUUUUCCAUUGGUGAGUCUUAGUGUUGUUUGUCCCUGUUGCAUGUGGUAAAAAAAAACAAAAAAAAAAUUCUGUCAUUUGGCUAUGCACAGCCAAACUGCAUGCAGUUUGCCUGUGUAAAAAGCAUGCUGCCUGUGCAAAGCUAAUGGCUAAAAAACACCUAAAAAUCAGAAAAAUCAAAAACAAAACCUUGUACUCUUGUGGUAACAUGAUGUAAAUGACUGUGAUGCCUUGAAAAUGAGUUUGUGCUUGAAUGAAAUCAUCAAAAUCAC
Molecule: messenger RNA, 2589 nt
Organism: Linum trigynum
Lineage: Eukaryota; Viridiplantae; Streptophyta; Magnoliopsida; Malpighiales; Linaceae
Source: the annotation of a GenBank genome assembly